AAUUAUCGGCAAUGACGUAAUGGGAGCCGCCUCGCUCGGAGAACUUUUCUUUGUAAUGUUGAUCUUCAAUCCACUGAAUUCGGCAGAAAAAAAAGAGAGGAAACUUUCAAUUUAUAUUGCUUUACACGGGGGCACUUGAAGCUUCUUUAAAUUCAUAACAUUCACUUUAAAGUGAAGUUUUAUUGAGAAAGGUCCACAGAAAAGUUAGUCGAUGGCAUGGGCUGUGUUUGCAGCAAAAGAAAAAGACAAGAAGCGAACGGAAACUUAAAGGCUUCUUCGAAAAAAGCGCAGAGUUUUGAUAAUGUAAAUGCCGAUCAAACUUUACCGGCUCUACCUGACCUGCCUGAAAUCCCACGGCAGCAGGUCGAACCGAAACUCGUGUAUGUGGCGCUUUACGACUAUGAAGCACGCACAUCAGAAGACCUUAGCUUCAAGAAAGGAGAGAAACUCGAAGUGAUUAACGGCAAUGAUGCUGUCAACGGAGCGGAUUGGUGGCAAGCACGUUCUCUGGUCACAAACAUUGUUGGAUAUAUUCCUAGCAACUAUGUUGCUCCUGCGGCUUCUCUGAAAAGCGAAGACUGGUUUUUUGGCCCAAUCAAAAGAGUGGAUGCAGAAAAAAUGCUUUUAAUGCAUGGAGAUAGUGGAUCAUUUUUGAUUAGAGAGAGUGAAAGUAAACCAGGAGAUUUCUCUCUUUCACUAAGAGAUGGGGAAAUUGUGAAACACUACCGCAUCCGAUCCAUGGACAGUGGAGGGUACUAUAUUGCUCACAGAGCUAAGUUUCCAACACUCAGUGAGCUUGUUGAGCACUACCAAGAAAAUUCUGAUGGACUGGUCAUCAAACUGGAUAAACCUUGUCCCACAUUACAGGCUCCUGCUCCUAAGGACCUUGCUUACAAUACAAAAGACAAAUGGGAAAUUCCACGUGAAUCAAUUCGAUUGGUUAAUAAACUAGGCCAAGGGCAGUUUGGAGAGGUAUGGAUGGGACUGUGGAAUAACACCACUCCUGUUGCCGUGAAAACAUUACGUCCGGCAACAAUGUCACCAAAGGCAUUCCUUUCAGAGGCACAAAUUAUGAAGAGACUUCGCCAUGAUAACCUAGUACAACUUUAUGCAGUGUGCACCCAGGAGGAACCAAUUUAUAUAGUAACUGAGUUAAUGGAGAAUGGAAGCCUCUUGGACAUCUUGAAAAGUUCUGCUGGACGGGAACUUCAACUUCCAGAGCUGAUUUACAUGGCUGCACAAAUUGCUGCAGGAAUGGCUUAUUUAGAAAUAAACAAUUACAUACAUCGGGACUUAGCAGCUAGAAAUAUUCUAGUAGGAAAAAAGAAUGUAGUUAAGAUUUGUGACUUUGGGCUUUCAAGAAUUAUCGAUGAGGGUGAAUACAAUGCAAGGGCUGGAGCCAAAUUUCCCAUCAAAUGGACUGCUCCAGAGGCAGCAUUGUUUAAUAAAUUCACAAUCAAAUCUGAUGUUUGGGCUUUUGGAAUUUUGUUAACAGAGCUGGUCACCUAUGGACGUGUCCCCUACCCAGGGAUGGGUAAUGCUGAGGUAUUAGCUCAGGUUGAAAGAGGUUAUCGCAUGCCUUGCCCAUCAAACUGUCCACCAAGCCUGUACACAAUUAUGAUGGAUUGCUGGAAAGCAGAUCCCAUGUCAAGGCCAACAUUUGAGACUCUUCAGUGGCGUUUAGAGGAUUUCUUCGUCAUGGACACUACAAAUUAUGCAGAUUAUCCUGAAUAGCUUAAAUACAGUUUAGAACACUUGUGUAUUUUAAGAUAGAGUUGUAAAGCACUAAGCAGCUUAUGGGAGACAUUGAAUAUAUGAUUCUGGCUAAAGGCCUGUAGCCAAUAGUUAAUUAUAAAUCAACUAUUCCUAGCAAAGGAACAUUCAGGAGAGGGAAUUGUAAAACAGAUUAGCAAGACAUCUCAUAAGGAAGGUUCCUGGCAGAAAUGAAUGAUUCUCAACUUGAAGUUGAUUGGGCAAAUGAACUGCUACUGCAUAUUUUGGAGAUCUGUCAUUUGGAGUUUGAACUUAUCACAAUUUUCUAAAACAAUGAGUUUGAAUCUCCCUUAGUAGGAGGUGAAUUCUUGAGGUAUUCAUCUUACUCUUUCAAUUUAGGAAGAUUGAGGUCAGACAAAAUGCAGAAAUUUUCAUAAAGAUCAAUCUUCUCUACUUGCAGUCAAGACAAUAAUUUAAGUUCACUUGCUACACCACCUUGCUUUAUGGUUUAGUAAUGAGUUUUCAUACUCAAUUGCUGUAAUUGUGCAAGGAUGUACUGUUAUAUUCACAUCAUUCAAUAACACUUUAUAAGCAUGUCCUUUUUAAAGGUCUCAAUUUCCUUAGUGUCACAAAAAGAGCCAUUUCACAACGAGUUUAAGGAAGAUGUGAACUUCAGGAUAACAGAACCACUAUUCCUUUUACCUGCCUCUGCCCUUGUAGAUAGGUAAUGUUUCUUAAAUUUACAGAUAGUGUCAAAUUCCACCCUAUUGCCUGUGAGCAAAUACCAAGGAUUGGCAAGUAGUUUGCAAAUUGUAGCAAGAAGCUUACAGCUGAAUAAUUUCAUUUUUUUUCUUAAGUCAUGGCAUUCAUUUGAUGUUUCUUGCUGUAACAACCAUGUGGAGAUUUAGAAGGUCACCAAGGUGCUCACCCUCCUUAUAUCUGGUAGUUGGAGUUUUGGUCUUGUAACUUGAGAUGUUUAUGUGUUGUUGGUCAGGAGUAAGGUUGCUCUCUCACCAAAAUAUUACAACCCCCUAUUUGCAAUUUUCAGGAUACUUUGGAAACAAUUCUGCUCAUUUAUUAGUAUUAUCUGUUUUUGUACUUGUCAUUAAAGAACAAGAAACUUUUCAUUUAUUGUAAGAGUAAGCAGAACAAAGAUUUUACAAUUAGAGAAAGGCAUGUGCCACAACUGGAAAAAGAUCAAAUAACACAGCUUUCCCUAAAACCCCAGUGCAUUAACUUUCAACAAAUGCAGAAUUCUCAAAACCCUUUUAUUAAAGAUUUAACUCUCAAGAUGUAAGGUGCUAUGUUUGCUUGUUUCUUUGUGAAAAAACUAUGUGUAAAUAGCAGCAUUUUUUUAACUUUUGCUUUAAUUUAGUUGAUUUUUAUUAUAAUACUCCUUGCCACAUGAAGUAUUAAUGAUUGUACUUUAGUGGCUUAGAUUAAUAAAUAUCUUAGAGUUGA
This is a messenger RNA of Stylophora pistillata, 3174 nucleotides long. Its product is annotated as tyrosine-protein kinase Src42A. The record is from RefSeq and is a predicted model, not a curated record. Gene Ontology annotation, biological process: protein phosphorylation. Gene Ontology annotation, molecular function: protein binding; ATP binding; protein tyrosine kinase activity. Lineage: Eukaryota; Metazoa; Cnidaria; Anthozoa; Scleractinia; Pocilloporidae.